Molecule: messenger RNA, 805 nt
Organism: Canis lupus familiaris (dog)
Lineage: Eukaryota; Metazoa; Chordata; Mammalia; Carnivora; Canidae
Gene: HBQ1
Product: hemoglobin subunit theta 1
Exons: 4
Coding region: 58-558 (166 amino acids)
Biological process (GO): hydrogen peroxide catabolic process; oxygen transport
Cellular component (GO): haptoglobin-hemoglobin complex; hemoglobin complex; blood microparticle
Molecular function (GO): haptoglobin binding; peroxidase activity; heme binding
Source: RefSeq, a predicted model, not a curated record
GACGCGGCGUGGCGCCCCCUGGAGGUCGCGGGGACCCGGGCGCGGAGCAGGGGCGCGAUGGCGAUGGCGCUGUCCGGCGCGGACAGGGCGGCGGUGCGCGCCCUGUGGAGGAAGCUGGGCGGCAACGUCGGGAUCUACGCGACCGAGGCCCUGGAGAGGACCUUCUGCUCCUUCCCCGCCACCAAGACCUACUUCCCGCACUUCGACCUGAGCCCCGGCUCCGCCCAGGUCAAGGCCCACGGCCAGAAGGUGGCCGACGCGCUGACCACCGCCGUGGCCCACCUGGACGACCUGCCCGGCGCCCUGUCCGCCCUCGGCGCCCUGCACGCCCACAGGCUGCGCGUGGACCCCGCGCACUUCCAGCCACCAGCUGUCACCUGUGAUGAAGCAUGCAGGGCGAUGCGGCACCACAGACUCAGGCGCCAGAAGAUGCCGGGAUUCAAUGCCUGUGGGGAUGUGAGCCCCCCAUUCCAGCAUCCGCAGCCCAGGAGACACACACCUGUGCUACUGACACGGGCUCCUGUGCAGGUGAACCCUGCAAACGCUGCUCAGCACUGAAGCCGUCACGGGCCCCUCACCGCGUGCUUCCACUUACCUAGUGUCCAGAACAGGCAAAUCGACAGAGCAAGGUUAGUGGUUGUUUACAGGGCUGGUCAGGGGGAGGGACUGGUAAUGGGUAACGAGGUUUCCUUUUGGGGGCGAUGAAAUGUUCUAAAACUACACAGUGGUUAACUAGAAAGCGGAACAUUGUACAUUAAAAACCACUAAACUGUACACUUUAAUGCCGUUAACGUGUUGAAUUUUA